AUGGAAGAAAUGAAGAAGGAAAUCAAUUUGGACUCAAUAUUGGACAGUCUGGGUCCAUACGGGAGGUACAAUCUCUUGAACUAUGUGCUACUUCUCUUUCCUGUUCUGCUCAGCAGCUUCUUCGAAUGUGGGUUUAUCUUCGAAGCUCAGGAGCAAAUAUAUAGAUGCGAAGUGAAUGGCUGUGAACACUUCAGUGACACCUCGUGGCAGAGCUACGCCAUACCAAUGAAUGAAAAAUUAGGCAAGCUGGAAUCUUGCAAGAUGUACAAGCCGUUGAACGGCAGUGACUUCCAGUGCUUAAGGGAAAAUUUCUUAAAUGAAACAAUUUUAUGUGAUUCUUAUAUAUAUGAAAAUAACAACUCACUUGUUAAAGAGUUCAGUCUAGGUUGCGAGGAUUGGAAAAGAGCGUUGGUUGGUACCAUCCACAAUUGUGGCAUGUUCGUAGCCAUGUUGUUCACUGGAGCGGUUUCAGAUCGCUUCGGAAGGAAGGUGGCAGUUGGCUUCGCGGCGGGAUCCAGCCUGUUAUUCGGCUUUUCCAGAGCAUUCUCGCCAAAUUAUCUGACGUAUGUGGCGCUGCAUUUCUUGGAAGCCGCCUUUGGUGGAGGACUAUAUCCUUCGGCAUACGUUUUCAUUGUCGAGCUAGUUGGCCUUAAGCAGCGAGUUUUCGUCUCAGCUAUGUGUAAUAUGACCUUCGUGAUUGGUGUGGUAUUGAUCGCACUCCUUGCUUGGUGCAUCGACAACUGGCGAACAUAUAUCAUGAUCCUGUACGCUCCAGCUGUAAUAGUUCUUGUUUAUAUCUGGUUCAUGAAUGAAAGUGCACGAUGGCUACUCAGCAAAGGCAAAAGAGAGAAAGCUAUAUCAGUACUUAAAAAAGCGGCUAAAAUUAAUAAUUUAGACCCACGGCAACUCGAACUGGAAUCCUUAGGAGAUCCAUUACUGAAAGCAGAGAGUCAAACCACAGAUAAAAAAUCUCAGUUUUAUAAAGCAGUACGGUCUAGUAUCAUAUGGAAGAGGUUGAUUAUUUGCUCGUUUUUGUGGAUGACGUGCUCUUUAGUGUACUACGGACUAUCAAUAAAUUCUGUGUCGUUAAGCAGUAAUCGCUACGUAAGUUUUAUGCUGGUGACUCUAGUCGAGAUUCCGGCGUACAUCGUGGUUGUAAUCGUUCUGGAUAAAUAUGGAAGGAAGAGGACAUUGAUGACUACCUUUAUCAUAUGUGGAAUAACUAUGUUGCUGUUUUCUUUCUUGCCGAGAUCGGACUACUGGUCAAUUCCUCUGUACCUGCUCGCGAAAUGGGCUGUAACUCUCUCCUACAGCUCCGUCUACAUCUACGUAUCUGAAGUAUUCCCUACAAACAUGAGACAGACCCUCAUCAGCAUGUGUUCUAUGGCUGGAAGGAUCGGCUCACUUGUGGCACCAUUAACGCCGCUAUUAUCCCUGUAUCAUAAAUCAAUGCCGACAGUCAUUUUUGCUGGAAUGGCAUCAAUAUCUAGCAUGCUGGUUCUUAUGUUACCAGAAACCAAGAACAUGAGACUACCAGACACUAUUGAGGAAGCCGAAGCACUAUCUAAACGAAGAAAUAAAAACUGA
This is a messenger RNA of Arctia plantaginis, 1587 nucleotides long. Lineage: Eukaryota; Metazoa; Arthropoda; Insecta; Lepidoptera; Erebidae. The record is from the annotation of a GenBank genome assembly.